Molecule: messenger RNA, 2132 nt
Organism: Hordeum vulgare subsp. vulgare (domesticated barley)
Lineage: Eukaryota; Viridiplantae; Streptophyta; Magnoliopsida; Poales; Poaceae
Product: cell division cycle 20.2, cofactor of APC complex-like
Exons: 5
Coding region: 444-1904 (486 amino acids)
Biological process (GO): positive regulation of ubiquitin protein ligase activity; anaphase-promoting complex-dependent catabolic process; positive regulation of anaphase-promoting complex-dependent catabolic process
Cellular component (GO): anaphase-promoting complex
Molecular function (GO): anaphase-promoting complex binding; protein binding; ubiquitin ligase activator activity
Source: RefSeq, a predicted model, not a curated record
ACCACUAUUUCCAUCCCACGGAUCCUCCAACUACUCCCCCGCCCCUCAGAGAAACACAACUCCGCCGCACCAGAUCAACCCGCCGCGAGCGAACGAGUCCGCCGCGCGCUCGGCCGUGGGGAACGCCGGCCGCCUCGACCGCGCUCAGAGCUCCGCAGGACCCUCUCCUUCUCUCCCGCUCACAGCUCGUUUUUUUUUCUUGUUGUUGUCGUUGUUAUCACUGAUUGCGAUCUCGAUUCUUGAUUCUCGUCCGCGUCCGCGCUGCUAAUCCCGACGUGUUCUUUCUUUUGGUAGAAAAUCGGACCCUCUCCGCGUUAGGGUUUUCCGUUACAUACUCGUCUGCCUGCGAAUCCAUUGCUCGAUCUAGGGUUAUUGCCUCCGCGCCGAUCCAUACCGCCGCCGUUUCUUGUUUGUUCUGAUCCAUCGACGCAGGUUCCUACUUGAUGUCGCCGGAGAAGAGCGGCAGGCGGGGCGCGCCGGUCGCGCGGCCGCCGCUCCGGGAGGCCGGCUCGACGCCCUCGAUGCCGCCGAUGCUCCAGGAGCCCGGGUCGAGGCCUAGGCCCUACAUGCCGUCCCUCUGCUCCACGCCCCGCAACCCUGCCGUCAAGUGCUAUGGCGACAGGUUCAUCCCGGACAGGUCGGCGAUGGACAUGGACAUGGCGCACUACCUCCUGACGGAGCCGAGGAAGGACAGCAAGAACGCGGUGACGCCGUCGCCGGCCAAGGAGGCGUACCGGAAGCUGCUGGCGGAGAAGCUGCUCAACAACCGCACCAGGAUUCUCGCUUUCAGGAACAAGCCGCCGGAGCCUGAGAACAGCAUGCUCAUGGAGCUCCAUGCUGAUGCGGCCUCCAUCCAGGCCAGACCGGUGAAGAAGCGUCGAUACAUCCCUCAGUCCGCAGAGAGGACUCUGGAUGCGCCAGACAUCGUUGACGAUUACUACCUCAACCUGCUGGACUGGGGAAGCGCCAAUGUGCUGUCCAUUGCACUGGGGAACACGGUAUACCUCUGGGACGCUGCAAGUGGGUCUACAUCCGAGCUUGUUACCAUUGGUGAGGACGAUGGCCCUGUCACUAGUGUUAGCUGGGCUCCUGAUGGCAACCACAUUGCUAUUGGCCUCAACUCCUCAGCCGUCCAGAUCUGGGAUUCUAGCUCUAGCCAACUGCUGAGGACACUGCAAGGUGUGCAUGAGUUGAGAGUCGGUUCACUGGCGUGGAACAAGAACAUCCUGACCGCUGGUGGUAUGGACGGCAAGAUUGUGAACAAUGAUUUGAGGAUUAGGAACCAUGCUGUGCAGACAUACCGCGGGCACGAGCAGGAGGUGUGUGGCCUCAAAUGGUCCGGAUCAGGGCAGCAGCUGGCCAGUGGUGGCAAUGACAACCUCCUCCACAUAUGGGAUGUGUCUAUGGCAUCCACUGCACAAUCUGCAGGCCGCACCCAAUGGUUACACAGGAUGGAAGACCACUCAGCUGCUGUGAAGGCGCUUGCAUGGUGCCCGUUCCAGAGCAACCUGCUGGCAUCAGGUGGUGGCGCAAAUGACCGUUGCAUCAAGUUCUGGAACACACACACGGGCGCAUGCCUCAACUCAGUCGACACCGGGUCACAAGUGUGCGCACUGCUCUGGAACAAGAACGACAGAGAGCUGUUGAGCUCGCAUGGAUUCACUCAGAACCAGCUCACGUUGUGGAAGUACCCGUCGAUGACUAAGAUGGCCGAGCUCAAUGGCCAUACUUCCCGUGUCCUCUUCAUGGCUCAGAGCCCUGAUGGUUGCACGGUGGCAUCUGCGGCCGCAGACGAGACCCUGCGCUUCUGGAAUGUGUUUGGGACUCCUGAUGCUCCCAAGUCUGCAGUGAAAGUGAAGACCCCCCAGAGCAGAAUGUUCAACAGUUACAAUCACCUACGCUAGGGAGGGAUCAGGUCCCGGCAAGUGCUGCAACGCUGACAAGAAUUAGCAGGCUGAUUUUACGUAGAAAUUCUUUGUGUGUACUGAAGUGUUUUGUGCGUGCUUCAGUAUGCUGGUAACUUUAGUUGGUAUAUUUUACAUUGAUCCGGAUGAACAUCAAGACCAGUUUGAUGUAUGUUAUACAUACAUAUGUCGAUUAUAUAUAAGUAUAAUGACAUUGGUGUUUUUUUA